CGGUCGUGGGCCUAAACCCUGACCCCCAAAAAAAAAUGAGCGAGCCCGUAUACGACGCUGUUUCCACUUUCCAGUUCAUCGCCUUCAUCUUCGAGAAGGCUCGCAUUCUCAUUUCAAUUGCGGAAGUGGAAGUGAAAAGCGUAGCAGACGUCAGGUACUUAGGUUCAGUUCCAUGGAAGGUGAUAAGGUCUCCCAUGCUGGAGAGUGCUCCACCUCCACGUCAAUGUCACAAACACAGCAAGAAGAACACGAACAAUGUCCGAACAUGGAGGAAUGCUUGAAGCUUCUGAAAGGAGAUCGAGACGAGCAGCGCCUAGCUGGACUCCUUCUGGUAACCAAGUUCUGCAAAGCAGAGGAUCACUCCUCCCUCCGUAAGGUCUACCACGCCGUCGGCACCUCCUUCCUCCAUCGCCUUCUCAGAACCGGCAUGCCUAAACCCGAAUCUGUUAAUAACGAUAAUCGAGUUGCAUAUUUGCGCCUUGCCGUUACUGUUCUUGCUGCUUUGUGUCGCGUUCCUGAUAUUGCUUCUUCUCAAGACAUGCUUUCAAAAAUCCCUCUCAUUUUGGAAGUCAUCUCCACCCCAUCUGGUUCGUCAGUUCUUGAAGAAUGCUAUGAGUUUUUAUACUUGGUAUCGGCUGCAUCUAGUGAUGGAAUUAUGAAGCUUUAUGAAUCUGGAGGCAUCAAGAUACUAGCUUCUCAAAUAUCUUCUCUGCAGGAUGGUUCACAUCUAAUGGAAAUAUCUAUAAAACUCUUGCAAUUGAUUUUGAGUAGGAUAUCCUUGGAUAUAAUCUACAAUGAUUACUUACCUGAGCUCUUGGUUAUUUUAACAGCAAUAGCAAGGCAGUUUGCAGUCUUACACACAUCCUUAAAAUUUGAUUCUCUCCACCUGCUUAAUGGCAUUCUUUCUCCAAAAGACACGGCACAAUUUCUUGCUGCACUUCGAACACUUUCCAAAGAUAAUAUUUCAGACAAUAUUCGCAUUGGUAUUGUUGCUGUUUUGCAGAAUCGUGUUGGGUUGAUUAACCAAGUAACCGCAAGUGCUGUACAAUCUCCAGCUGAAAUGUGUUUAUUGCUUGUCUUGGAGCAGUCAAGGGUUGAAAUUGCUGUUCUGCUGAAUGAGUUGGCCUAUCUAAAGUAUGAAGCACCGCAGGAUACAUCAGCUACUGCUGAGGCAAUUGUGCUAAAGCGGCGAAAUGUCGCUGUUGCCUACUCUUUGGUUGAGAAGAUAAUAAAGUUAAUUUCAAAGAUUGGUGGAAAUGAUGGAAACCUGCUUGAUGAAGGCACCUUGACAAAGCUGAUUCACCAACUUAAUGAGACAAUUAUGGUUGUACUAGAGUAUUUAGAAGAUGCAAAGGAACAUGGGCAAAAGAAAGGGGACGAUUUACUUGCGUCUGUUAGGAUUAUUGGGAGCUAUCUUGCUGAAGUGCCUCUUGCAUGCAAGGAGAAGGUUCAAAAUCUUUUAGGCUAUAUGCUUUCUGUUGAAGGAGAAGAUGAACAAAGCCCCUUUUAUGCUGUGUGCUUUCUGCUACCCCUGUUGUGUCAAAUUACUAUGGAGAUUGAAGGAUGCAAAGCUAUGGCUUCAUGCGGAGGACUCAAAAGUGUUAUAGAUUGCUUCAGUAAAUUAGUUGGGCCAGAUGGUUAUAUGGUUGAGGACAAUGGUUGCAUCUUUUUGGCAUGUGAUACAAUAAUGAACCUUCUACUAAAGAAUGACAAAAUUCAGUUGACGGUAGAUGAAUCGUCCUUUGUUAGUCUUCUGAGGGCAUUGGCUUAUUGGUCAGGAAAUACCGAUGACAUGUCAAGUAUGAUGAUGGCAGCAACCAUUUGUGCACUGAUAUUUGAUUAUACAUCAGAAGAGGCCCUUUUAAGCUGUUCUGAUUUCAAUAAUACCAUUCUUGGCAGUCUUUAUGAACUCAUCACAAGAUGUCUGGCUUCAUCAAAACAGGAUACAAAUGUGGAUAUGGAUCUUUCUGAGAUUAUUUCUGCUGGUUUCUCUCGAUGGGCUCAUAGGUACCCGCACAUCAGAGAGGCUAUGAAGACAUGAUUUUGACCACGUGAUUAGUUGUACGGACUACGCAUAUGCUUUCGAUGGAGGAUUACAAUCCGGUGAUUGCGGUUUGUAAUUAGCUUUGAUUUCAAGUCCUUUUAUAAAAUAUGAUAUUUUUGCGCAUUAUUCAAUCAUAUGAUGUUAUUAAAAGUCUAGUAGUUCAAAUUAUUAGGUAAUUAUCGUCUGUUAAAAAAAAAGUAUAUUGAUCAUGUGGCUUUGAUUCAA
This is a messenger RNA of Arachis ipaensis, 2269 nucleotides long. Lineage: Eukaryota; Viridiplantae; Streptophyta; Magnoliopsida; Fabales; Fabaceae. The record is from RefSeq and is a predicted model, not a curated record.